AUGUGGGCAUUGAAAAAGUUGAAUCUUGAUUGGGUCGAAGCUGCUAACCUAAGAAUGACACAACUCAAUGAGAUGGAAGAAUUUCGUCUCCAUGCCUAUGAGAGUGCAGCCAUGUAUAAGGAGAGAAUGAAAUUUGUUCUUGAAAAGAAGAUCUUGAAGCGGGAAUUCAUAUCAGGCGACUUGGUCUUACUCUUCAACUCAAGACUCAAGUUUAUUUCCGAGAUUUGGACUGGCCCAUUCAAAGUUGUGAGUGUGUCCCCCUAUGGUGCUAUUGAAUUGGAGUCGGAGGAUGGAACUCGAACUUUCAAAGUAAAUGGCCAACGAGUUAGGCAUUACCUCGGUACCAUAGGAGAAAGGCAUUUGUUAGAACAAUUUGCUCUCAAGGAUAGUCCUCCACCAGUCCCCACCACUGAGUAG
Nicotiana attenuata is the source of this 417-nucleotide messenger RNA. RefSeq lists its product as uncharacterized. NCBI's taxonomy places the organism in Eukaryota, Viridiplantae, Streptophyta, Magnoliopsida, Solanales, Solanaceae. The coding region runs from base 1 to 417 and encodes 138 amino acids. The record is from RefSeq and is a predicted model, not a curated record. The transcript has a single exon.